CAUGGAGGAAUAUCAGCCCCACCAUGAUGAGAUUGGCUUCAAUGCUGAUGAAGCACACAAUAUUGUGAAAGAGUGUAUAGAUGCUAUAUUGGGCGGUGUGGAUUAUAAUCAGAAUAAUGUCAACCAGUGGACUGCAGCUAUAGUGGAACAAUCUUUAACCCAUUUGGUAAAGUUAGGGAAGACAUAUAAAUAUAUUGUUACUUGUGCAGUGAUGCAGAAGAGUGGAUCUGGUUUACACACAGCCAGUUCAUGUUUUUGGGAUACCACAUCUGAUGGAACCUGUACCAUAAGAUGGGAGAAUCAAACUAUGAACUGUAUUGUCAAUGUUUUUGCCAUUGCUAUUAUCCUGUAGCUAAAUGGAAAUGUUAUACCAGCGCCUUUAAUAUAAGAAAUUAUCAAAAUGUUCUUGAUAAAACUAUUCUUAGUAUUAUUUAAUUACCUUAUUAUUGCACUAGAAGUGAAAGUGUGCAAUUGGCUUCAGAACAGUCAAAAGUAAACCUUAUAACUAAUCUUAUAACUCAUAGCAUACUUUAAUUAAACAUUUGCAUAGUUAGAAAAACAUCAAACCCAGAAAAAUAAGACAUUAGAUUUAAAUAUUGUAUUUAUAUUUGCACCAGCUUUCCAUUAACACUAUGUAUCCAGAGAAAUGGAGAAAUUAAGAUUGGGAUAGUAAAGUUCUAUUGUUUCAGAAAAAUAACAUUUUACCUGCCAAGUCUGUAUAAAUUUACCCAAAUUCUUAGUUCAAUAAUUAUCAGUGCCUCUUUUGGUUAUAUAAACAAGAUAGCUAAGUAUUCUAUGUUUCUCUUUUUACCAAGUACUAUUAUAUAGUAACUAGAAUUAACUUGUUUUCCCCCCAAGUAAUUAUUUAAUAAUUUGUUGCCUUUAAUUCCAAAAUCCAGAGUUCAUAAUUGAACAAUAUGGGUGAAUUGAUUUCUCUAGCCUAAUAAAAUUCACUGUAGAAUAACAAUAUGUACUAAUUCAACAAUAAUUGUCUUUCAAAUUAUUCUGUGUUCAACAAAUAUAUGUUGAUUACCCACUAUGUGCAGCAUUCUGUUUAAUUACCACAUUGCUGGUGCCUUCCACCCAGUUUAAAAACUGUAGCAUAUAUAUAAUUUGGGUUGUGGAUAUGUGGAUUAAAGCAUUUGGUUUGCAAUUUAGAGUAUAUAAGACAAUGGUAGUUAAUUAAUUUUGAGAGGAAAAUAAAAUGAGCAGAAGCCAUGCAGAAGUCAUUUAAAUCAUAUUGUUACUAUAAGUAGAUUUUAUUUUCUAUUGUAGACAUGAUUUAGAGAAAUAUUUAAAGAGAGUUGGUUAGAAUAAAUAUGCACUUUUAAUUUUGUUCUUAGUUUCAUAACUGGCAAGUUGUAUUUAUUGUUUUGAUUAUUAACUGACAUUUGUGAAUCACCUAUAUGAAGUUUAAAAUAUAUAGAGUAAGUUAUAAAUGUAAAGUGUAUAUUCGUUAGCAAGUUAUAUAAUAAC
Molecule: messenger RNA, 1476 nt
Organism: Gracilinanus agilis (Agile Gracile Mouse Opossum)
Lineage: Eukaryota; Metazoa; Chordata; Mammalia; Didelphimorphia; Didelphidae
Gene: DYNLT3
Product: dynein light chain Tctex-type 3
Exons: 5
Coding region: 2-352 (116 amino acids)
Biological process (GO): microtubule-based movement
Cellular component (GO): cytoplasmic dynein complex; cytoplasm; kinetochore
Molecular function (GO): dynein intermediate chain binding
Source: RefSeq, a predicted model, not a curated record